Molecule: messenger RNA, 1022 nt
Organism: Seriola aureovittata
Lineage: Eukaryota; Metazoa; Chordata; Actinopteri; Carangiformes; Carangidae
Gene: rwdd1
Product: RWD domain containing 1
Exons: 7
Coding region: 115-837 (240 amino acids)
Biological process (GO): cytoplasmic translation
Molecular function (GO): protein binding
Source: RefSeq, a predicted model, not a curated record
CCCCCUAGAAGAAGACGAAGAAGAAGAAGCGGACCGUGUGUGCACAGUGUGUGUGUUAGCCUAGCUUAGCGGGAUGAUCUUUCUAACUUCCAGAUAACCUGCAGCCUCACCACCAUGACAGACUACGCCGAAGAGCAGAGAAAUGAACUAGAGGCGAUAGAGUCCAUCUACCCGGACUCCUUCACAGUGCUUUCAGAUGAACCCACCAGCUUCACCAUCACUGUCACAUCAGAUGCAGGAGAACAUGGGGAAACUGUGGAAGCAACACUCAAGUUCACAUAUGUAGAGAAAUACCCAGAUGAGGCUCCGCUGUGGGAGAUCCACUCCCAGGAGAACCUGGAGGACCAGGACGUGGAGGACAUCCUCACCUUACUGCAGCAGCAGGCAGAAGAAAACCUGGGCAUGGUGAUGAUCUUCACUCUGGUCACAGCUGUUCAGGAGAAACUCAACGAAAUUGUGGAUUUGAUGAAAAACAGACAAGAAGAAGAGAAGAGGCGGAAAGAGAGAGAGGCAGAGGAAGCAGAGAAGGUGGCGUUCCAGGGCACCGUGGUGACCAUUGAAAACUUCCUGGCAUGGAAAGCUGAGUUUGAGCUGGACAUGGCUGAGCUGAGGAGGAAGAAGCAGAAGGAGGAGGAGCAGGCGGGAAAAACCAAACUCACUGGUAAACAGCUGUUUGAGACAGACCACAACCUGGACACGUCAGACAUUCAGUUCCUUGAAGACGCUGGAAACAACGUUGAAGUGGAUGAGUCACUGUUCCAGGACAUUGAGGACUUGGACUUGGAUGAGGACGACCCAGACUUUGACCCUUUAGAGAUGGGCAGUGAUGAGGACUGAGGCAGGAGGAGGACUGAGGACUGACAGGACCGUGCUGCUCCUCUCUGGGACGCGAUCGCCUGACAGACACACCCAACAGCCGUGUUCGUUUUUUAAAGACUCUUAUACAAACCCAACACACCCACAUACACACCCACCAGUGUCUGUUUCUAUGCCUGACCCAUUAAAGUGACCAGAUAAAUGUC